AUGUCAAAACGUUCUCAUGAAGGUUCUCAACAUGCAGGAAGUAAAAAAAGAGGAAGACAAGAGCUGAGGACAAUCAGAAGAAGUGCCGGCGCCAAAGUUAGCUCCCAAGAGGUGUUUAAUUCGUCAAUUGUAGAUGAUGAAGAACAGGAACUAAAUGAAAGCAAUGAGAGCGAACAAGAGGAGGAUAUUGAUGAAGAAGAGAAAAAAAAUAAAGUAUAUGGAGCUUUGCUAACUAUUCUAAAGUCGGAACAUCCAGAGCUCAAAAAGAAGAAAAAGAAGCGAGUGGAUGAUUCAAAAUCAGGAGAAGAUAAAGGAAGUGAACUGGCAUCUGAUGACGGGAAAGAUGAUGAGAUUGAUGAAGCCCAACAGAUUGAAGACGGUUUAGCACGCGGAUCAGAUGGGCAGCCUAGUGAUGAUGAGGAAGAUAACGAUGCUCAUUCAAAUGUUGAGGAUAUUGAUAGUGAAGAUGAACAGGAUCCAUUUGAGUCUCAUUUUAACCAAGUUUCAGAAAAGACCGCUGACGAUUUAAAUACAGCAUUUAAUACUGGAAGUGUUAAAUAUAAGUCAACAAAAUCUGUUAUAGGAGAUAAUAAAACGGUCAUUAGUUCAAUCCCAACUAUUAUCGGUAAGGAGAACACUGAAGAAGAAAAGGACAGUGCUCCAAAAAGCUCCUCUAUACACUCUUAUUUUCUAAAGCAGAGAUUACGAGUUGCGAAUGAUAUGCUAGAUUCGAAAAAGGAUCCAUUAGGGCCACUACAAAAGGAAUUGGUGGAUCCUAUGUUUCAAUAUAGGGAUAUUCUCUGUGAGUAUAGUUCAUAUGAAAAAGAUGAAGAUGAGUAUAGGGAUCUAUAUGCCUUACAUGCGUUAAACCAUGUCUACAAGACUAGAGAUCGAAUCCUUAAAGACAAUGGCCGUCUACAGGAUAAUUCAGAUACUGAAUAUUUUGACCAAGGGUUCACAAGACCUAAGGUCUUGAUUGUUGUUCCUACAAGGGAUACCGCUUAUGAAGUCAUCAGUAAGAUUAUAUCCAAAUCUGGAUUAGAUCAAGUUGAUAAGAAAGGUAAAUUUAAUGAUCAGUUUCAUGAUGAAACGUUACCACCAUCAUCAAAACCGAAAUCCUUUCAACAUAUCUUUAAGGGUAAUACCAAUGAUUUUUUUGUUCUUGGUGUUAAGUUUACCAGAAAAGCAAUUAAACUAUACAGUAAUUUUUAUCAAUCUGACAUUAUCGUCUGUUCUCCCUUGGGUAUGCAGAUGAUUGUGGAAAAUACAGAUAAAAAAAAUAGACAGGAUGACUUCUUAUCCUCCAUAGAAGUGCUCAUCAUUGAUCAACUUCACUCUAUUGAGUAUCAAAAUUUAGCGCAUGUGUUCACAAUAUUCGACCAUCUUAACAAGAUUCCAGAACAACAACAUGAAGCUGAUUUUAGUAGAAUAAGAAUGUGGUAUAUUAAUGAUCAGGCGAGAUUAUUCAGACAAACUAUGAUAUUUACAAAAUAUGUGACCCCUGCGGCUAAUGCAUUAAUUAAUAAUAGAUGUCGUAAUUGGGCUGGAAGAUGGAAAAAUCACGAAAUUAUUGAACCGGAAGCGUCUGCCAUUAGUCAAUUGGGUCUUAAAGUAAAACAAACUUUCCAAAGAUUUGAUAUGAUGGGUGGUUCAGUCAUUGAUGAACCUGAUUACAGGUUUAAACACUUUUCCAGCGUAAUCAUUCCAAGUAUUGUGAAAUCUACUAGUUAUUCUGAUGGGAUACUAAUAUAUAUUCCAGACUAUACUGAUUAUGUUAGAAUAAGAAACUAUCUUAAAGAAAAGACGACGCUUCUCUUUGGUGAUAUCAAUGAAUAUUCCGAACAAAGAGAGUUAAAUUCAAAUAGAUCCUUGUUUCAACAGGGGCGUGUCAAAGUACUAUUGUACACAGAGAGAUUACACCACUAUAGACGUUAUGAACUUAAGGGUGUAAAGAGUGUUGUCUUUUACAAGCCACCGACAAAUCCUGAGUUUUACAAUGAGGUUGUAAGAUACAUAGGUAAGAGUGCGUUUUUGGGUAAUGCAGAUUUAAACAUUUCCACUGUGAGAACACUGUAUUGUAAACUAGAUGGCCUUUCUUUGGAAAGGAUAGUUGGAUCAAAGAGGGCUGGUAUAUUAUGCCAUGCACAGAACGAAGUAUAUGAAUUCCAAUAG
Molecule: messenger RNA, 2172 nt
Organism: Naumovozyma castellii
Lineage: Eukaryota; Fungi; Ascomycota; Saccharomycetes; Saccharomycetales; Saccharomycetaceae
Gene: UTP25
Product: rRNA-binding ribosome biosynthesis protein UTP25
Exons: 1
Coding region: 1-2172 (723 amino acids)
Source: RefSeq, a predicted model, not a curated record